CAGCCUUCUCGACGUUCCUACGCUCCUCCUACAGUUCCUAGGAUUUAAGGAGCUGACCGGGACUCUUUCUAAAGCAGGAUUUCUUCAAGACGUGUCUCGAAGGACCCUAUUUUUUUGGGGUGGAGGUGUUUUCAAGAAGAGACGCGUGCAGACCGACACGGAGGAUAAAUUUGGAAGAUCCACCCACCAUGAAGACGCGGGUCCUCAUCAGCCCCGCCCAUCAGCCCAUGGCACUAACCUCCCUCGUACUCACACUCCUCCUUGGUGCGUCCUGCGCCUUCGCCCUGGCUCUCCCGACCGCCGAUCUCGAAACAGCUUCGAGUGAGGUGCGAGCGAAGCGGUACUUCGGUCGGCCGGAUGGAAUUAAUGAUUAUUUCGAAUUCGGUGGAGUCUUCGAUGCCAAUAGCAACAAUUUCGGCAACAGGGAUGAUUUUGCGGGGAAGCCGGAUCGAAAUGUUCUUACGGUGUAUGAGACGCUCACCGUCACUCACACUGAUUACCAGAAGCUGGAACUGACGAAAACGCAGACUGAAACGAGUAUUAGUUACGUCACGCAUCAAAGCACUGAGUACAUCACACAGACCGAGCCACUGCCGAUCUACAAUACGGAAUACGAGACCGAAUUCAGGACCGAAUACGUGACAGAGACCGAUUAUCAGGAAGUGCCCGUGUUCACAACGGUAUUCCAGACUCAGUACCAGACCGAAUUCCAGAUUGAGACCGAGUACCAAGAGGUGCCCGUGUACAGUACGCUCGUGACCACCGUGUACCACACCAAGUACCGGACAGAACAUACCACUACCACAGAGACGGAAAAUUACCCUGUAUAUACGACCUACUACACGACUUUCACCGAGACAGAAUACUUACCUACUUACUUGACCGAGACUCACUUCGAUACCCAACACGUGACUCGCACGGCCACCGUCACCACCACAGCUAUCGAUUACGUCACCACGACUGCCUACGUCACCACCACGACUUUCCAGGACGUCUACGUCACCCAGACUCACGAGGUGCCUUCCUACUUCACGGAAACGACGGUCAAACAGUUGAUCAUCACACAGACUGAGAGUAUUCCACACUAUAUCACUACGACGGAGGUGCGGGAGGUGAUGGUGACGCAGACGACCACCAUCCCUCUCUACCUCACCACCACAGCCAUCUCUGAAGUACGACUCAUCACCACCAAGCCCAUCAACAACUACCUCACCACCACCGAGCCCCUGUUUAUGGUCAGCACCGUCGACAGGUUCAUCACCACCACCAUACCGGUCUACGUCACGAGAACCUCGACGGUGCAAAUACAGAAAAAUCCUCAAAGUUACAACACAAUAGAUGGUCGGCGUUGGAUGUGGUCGGCGAGUGGGUGAUGUGGCAACACUGCCUAAUACUGCCGAGUUGGAGACUGUUGCGAGAGAGGCAGUUUCCUGGUGGCAGCUGUCAGUGUAAUGCUGCGGCAAUGUCUGAGUAGCUAAAUUAAGUCAUGUUAAAUUACCGAUGUUAAUGAGUUAAAAUGUUAAUGAAGCAAAGCCUCAGGCAAGUUCCUUCGGUGUGCCUGUUUUGAGUUUGUUGUAAAUAGCAAUUUUGUUUUGUUUCUUCUUUUCUUGCCUGUUAUCGUUUUUCGACAGUGUUGAUGUAUUGUGUAUUUUUCUGUCCUUUGUUUUGUAAUAGGAGAGUCUUCAAACUGUAUAUAAAGGAUAUUUUCAAUAAUUUUGAGUCCAAACCUUUUUGAAGGGAAUAUGGAUACAUUUUUUUUUUUUUUUUAAGAAACGUCUGUUUUUGUAAGUAUGAAUUUUUAAAUGUAUAUAAAGCUUAUUUUCAAUUAUGUUUUUUUUAUUCCAAGCCUUUCUGAAGGGAAUAUGGACUUUUUCAGUUUUUUUUUUUUUUUUUCAUGAGAUAAUUUUCAUCAAAUUAUCGCAUCAAAAAGUCCAGAAUAUCAUUUAAUCUGUGAAAUGUAAAAAUUAUAUACAAGGUUUUUACCUUCAAAACUCAUAUGCUACAUAAAUACCGUAUUAUAACAGUAAUUAAAAGAAAAAAAAUUAAACGAA
Molecule: messenger RNA, 2051 nt
Organism: Penaeus monodon (black tiger shrimp)
Lineage: Eukaryota; Metazoa; Arthropoda; Malacostraca; Decapoda; Penaeidae
Exons: 5
Coding region: 189-1373 (394 amino acids)
Source: RefSeq, a predicted model, not a curated record